Messenger RNA from Chrysoperla carnea, 1516 nucleotides. RefSeq names its product cytochrome P450 4c21-like. The transcript is spliced from 9 exons. Lineage: Eukaryota; Metazoa; Arthropoda; Insecta; Neuroptera; Chrysopidae. Bases 20 to 1438 code for a protein of 472 amino acids. Gene Ontology annotation, molecular function: iron ion binding; monooxygenase activity; heme binding. The record is from RefSeq and is a predicted model, not a curated record.
CGUUCAAGGUGAAUACAACAUGUUUUUAAAAUUAUUAUUAACAUGCCUAGAGAAUAAAAUGAUCGCGGUAGUGUUGUUAGUUACAGUGAUUGUUGUUGGUUUAAAGAUUUAUUUAUGGAAUUAUAUUAGAAUCUGUUAUUAUGCAUCCAAACUUCCUGGACCACCAGCUUAUCCAAUUAUUGGAAAUGGAGCAUUAUUAUUUGGAUCUCAUGAAGAAGCGUCACAUAACUUAUUAGAUAUUUGUCUUCAGUACCAAAAAUCGCUGAUACGAUUUUGGUUAGGCCCAAUACCAGUAGCUGUGAUAUUAGAUCCAGAAGAUAUUCAAGAAGUCUUAACAAAUUCAAAUGCUCUAGAAAAAUCAUUCUUAUAUCAUCUUAUAUGGGACACUACAAUGGGAAAAUCGAUUUUCACAUCGGAGGUUCUAGAAUGGAAACAUCAUCGAGGAAUUAUAGUGAAAGGUUUUAGUCCAAUCAUUUUAAAAUCAUAUUUUAAAAUAUUUGUGGAAAAGAUUAAUAUUUAUUUAUCAAGAACUACUUUGGAUUCAGUUUGUGGUAAAGUUACCACAAAAUUACCAUUAAGCAUUGAAAACUACCCUCCCCUAUUUUAUCGAUUUACAGAAGAUUAUAAAAUAGCAUCCAAAUGCAGUAAAAUUAUUCGUGAAUUCACUGAAAAUAUAAUUUCUGAGAAGAGAAGCAAAUACGAAACAAUCGAUAAUAAUAAUUUAAUUGAUGUUAAAGCAAACAAGAAAAAUGAAUACAAAAAACCAUUAUUAGAAUAUUUAAUGGACUUUACUAAAAAUGACGAAGAAUUCACUGAUGCACAAAUCCGUGACGAAGUUAAUAUUUUUGCGGCUUACGAAACAUCAGCAAAUGCUCUAAGCUAUGUUUUAUUAAAUUUGGCUGCACACAAGGGUAUACAAACCAAAGUUUACAACGAAAUAUUGGAAGUUCUUGGGGAAAAUCAUGGAAGUUCGAUCAAUUUUGAUGAUUUACCAAAACUGAAAUACAUGGAAAUGGUUAUUAAAGAAUCAAUGCGAAGAUAUUCUACAGUCCCAUUUAUUGGAAGAAAAGCGUACCAGGAUAUUAAAAUUGGUAAUUACACAAUUCCAAAAGGAAUCACUAUAGGAAUAAUAAUAAUGGCUGCACAUUUAAAUGAAAAUCAUUGGGAAAAUCCACUAAAAUUUGAUCCAGAACGUUUUACACCAGAAAAUAUAAAAAAUCGCCAUCCUUACUCUUUCAUACCAUUUAGUGCAGGUUCAAGAAAUUGUAUUGGUAUUCGAUACGCAUGGAUCGUUAUGAAAAUAACUUUAGCCACAUUAUUGAGUCGAUACGAAUUUCACACCGAUUUAAAUUUGGAUGAAUUGCGUUUCCAAUUUAAUCUGACUUUGUCAUUGGUAAAUGGACAUCAGGUGCGAAUCACUCCACGACAAAAACUUUAAGAAGUCAUGAUAUAAACUUGUUAUUAUAAUUUUAAUAAGUUCCAAAUAAAGGUUCAGAAAGAAGCAUUCAAACGUGAA